CCUUCAACAACCUUCUUCUCAAGUUGCUACUAUUGCUGGAGAACGUAUACGUUUGAAUAUUAGCAUCAAUUUUAAACAAAAUGUCUAGUGGAGCCUAUCAUGUAAAGGUAAAAAUUGGAAACUACAAUGAGGAACAAUGGGAUCAACAAUUUGCAAAGAAGGAGGCUCCUCCGAGAUUAUUAGGACUUCAACACAAUACCUACCAAACAACCUAUUCGACAGAACAUUCAAUUCAUAAUUCCCUCGAUAGAAGGAAGGUUGAAAAUCUUACUCGAAGUGUCAAUGUAAAUUCUCUCAAAUUAAGGGAAAGUUCAAAAGUUACAGAUGAUAAUCAACAAGUAUUUUCAAAGGCCUUCCCAGGGCAUCAACCAGAAUUGGACCACAACAAUAAGCAAGUACUAAACCAGGAGAGGAGUAAUGAAGAGGCCUACUAUCGUAGCACUUCUGCUGCCACCUAUUCAAAUCCUAGAAAUUCUCCAAUACCUAAAGAAACCCUCACUUAUUUACCUCCAAACCAAUUGAAUGAAUAUAGAAAAACAUGGACCUCGAAACAAGCAAGAGAUAUGCACUCAGAGUAUCAGAGAGAGCAUGGAUCAGUAGCUGACAAAAGAACAGCCGAAUAUAAUAAACGUUAAAUGUAAAAUAAU
This is a messenger RNA of Naegleria gruberi, 647 nucleotides long. RefSeq lists its product as uncharacterized. The transcript has a single exon. NCBI's taxonomy places the organism in Eukaryota, Heterolobosea, Eutetramitea, Acrasida, Naegleriidae. The record is from RefSeq and is a predicted model, not a curated record. The coding region runs from base 81 to 635 and encodes 184 amino acids.